Chlorella variabilis is the source of this 1575-nucleotide messenger RNA. RefSeq lists its product as hypothetical. Gene Ontology annotation, cellular component: chloroplast; mitochondrion. The transcript is spliced from 14 exons. The coding region runs from base 1 to 1575 and encodes 524 amino acids. Gene Ontology annotation, molecular function: nucleic acid binding; aminoacyl-tRNA deacylase activity; amino acid binding. Lineage: Eukaryota; Viridiplantae; Chlorophyta; Trebouxiophyceae; Chlorellales; Chlorellaceae. Gene Ontology annotation, biological process: alanyl-tRNA aminoacylation; tRNA modification. The record is from RefSeq and is a predicted model, not a curated record.
AUGGCGUCUGCCGGCCAGAACAGCGGGGACCUGGAGUGGCCCGUGGCCAGAGUGCGCAGCACUUUCGUGGAAUUCUUCGUCGGCAAGCAGCACACCGCGGUUUCCUCAUCGCCGGUGGUUCCCGUGAAUGAUCCCACGCUGCUCAAUGCGGGCAUGAACCAGUUCAAGCCCAUCUUCCUGGGCACGGUCGACCCCAACUCUGACUUCGCCAAGCUCAAGCGCGCCGCCAACUCGCAGAAGUGCAUCCGUGCCGGCGGCAAGCACAACGACCUGGACGAUGUGGGCAAAGACAACUACCACCACACAUUCUUCGAGAUGCUUGGCAACUGGUCCUUUGGCGACUACUUCAAAAAGGAGGCCAUCAGCUGGGCCUGGGAGCUGCUCACAGAGAGCGCCAUUGUGGCGGCGGGCUACGUGCUGCACCUGGGGCGGCGGCCGGAGGGCGAGAUCAGGGUGGGCGAGGCGGUGACCACCAAGGUGGACUAUGCGCGGCGCGGCCGCAUCAUGCCCAACCACACCUUCACACACGUCCUCAACUACGCGCUGCGCAAGGUGCUGGGCGACCACGUGGAGCAGAAGGGAUCCAUCGUGCUGCCCGACAGGCUGCGCUUCGACUUCUCAAACAACGGCGUGGUGGAGGCGGCGAAGCUGGCUGAGGUGGAGGCCCUCUGCCAGCAGUACCUGGCCUCGCCGCAGCAAGUGUACAAGCAGGAGGUGCCGCUGGCGCAGGCUAAGGCCAUCAACGGCCUGCGGGCGGUGUUUGGGGAGACCUACCCGGACCCCGUGCGGGUGGUGUCGGUGGGGAGGCCCGUGGAGCAGCUGGUGGCGAACCCCGACGCGGAGGACAACCUGUCCUACCCGAUCGAGUUCUGCGGCGGCACGCACCUGGACAGCACCGCCCAGGCCCGCGCCUUUGCGCUGCUCACGGAAGAGGGCAUCUCCAAGGGAGUGCGGCGCAUCGUGGCUGUGACGGGGGAGGAGGCGGAGGCGGCCAUCGCGCUGGCCGACCAGCUUGCGGCGGCGGUGGAGGCGGCGGGCAGGCUGCCGGUGGGGGAGAUGCAGGGGGAGGUCAAGGCACUGACGCAGGCAGUGUCGGGCGCCGUCAUCCCCACGGUGCGCAAGGCGGCGCUGGCGGAGGCCCUGCAGGGGCUGACCCGGCUGAUCCUGGAGGAGCAGAAGAAGGCGGCGGCGGCCAACAAGGAGCGCGCGGUGGCGGCGGCGGUGGACGCCUCCGACGCGGCGGCGGCGGCGGGGCAGAAGUUUUUGGUCACCCGCCUGGAUGUGGGGCUGGAUGCCAAGGCGGUGCAGGAGGCGUGGAAUGCCAUCCAGAAGAAGCACCCCUCGCUGCCCGUCAUGUUCCUGACCGCCGGCGAGGACAAGGCGCUCGCGUAUGCUGGCGUGCCGCAGGACAUCUCCAAGCAGCUGUCGGCGGGCGACUGGAUCAAGGAGGUGCUCGGCACGCUGGGCGGCCGCGGCGGCGGCAAGCCCACCAACGCGCAGGGCACAGGCCCCGAGGUGGGCAAGGUGGAUGAGGCGCUGCAGGCGGCAGCCAGCUUUGCCAGCAUGAAGCUGUGA